CGCAGCAGAAUCAGCUGCUAAAAGAUCAGCAACGGCAAAUUCCCCAGCUACAACAAACUUAACAUAUACCCCAACAACAGCAGCAACAAGUCCAGCAGCGUAAUCUCACGAGAUUACGAAUACAGCCGAAUCACCUUCAACAAAACCAGCAGCAGCAAUUUUCGUAGCCACAGAUAACUCAACAUCUACCUCAACGGCAAAUUACUCAGCCACAACAAACUCAACAUAUACCCCAGCAACAGCAGCAACAACCCCAGCAGCAUAAACUCAUACAGCAAAAUCAGUUUCAUCAAGACCAGCAGCAGCAGCAACAACAAUAUCAUCAAUCACGCCCAGACAACGACACUUCUCACUCCUCACUAAACCAAACUCAACAGCAAAAUCAGCCGCAAUGUCAGCAACCAUUCCAUCAACAUAACCCAACGAAUACUUACAAAUCCCGUGAGCCCCCUAGACACGAUGGGACGAAUCUCACAGUUAUCCUGGGUGACUCUAUGACAAGAGGUAUCAACACAAAGAACAUGAGAAGGUCAACUUGCAAGAAUGUGACUAUUCAAACGUUUCCCGGAGCGACAGUAACUGACAUGAUGGACUACGCAAAAGUCUACGCCUUCCACCAGCACAAAUUAUUGUACAUGCUGGAACCAUGGAGGCAGAAAGGUUUUCCUUUUCUUUGCGUUCUCCAAGAGGAACAACACCCGAGAAGCAGGCAAAACUUCUAAAUAUCAAACGAAGCGAUAGCGAGAAAGGAUUGGAACGAGUUGCUAGAAAAGUAGCUAAAUCCCAGAAUGUUUCAUGGUGCGAACACUGGAAAUUCUUGGAUGGCUUUACAGACCUCUCAACGAGCGAUGGAUUAGUAAAACUUGAGGAGUAUCUCAAGACCAAAGCACAUAGAUUAAACUUGGAGAAAACAGUGCCUGUUGAAACACGUGUUCCUAUCGAAAGCUCUUCGUUUUGUUCACCCUGCGGUUCCAUUAGUGAUGAUGUUUUCGAACGCUCCGACGGGACUCCCUUGUCCUGCAUAAGUUCAAGAAAUAAGAAUUCUAAUUUAAAAAACUUUCGAGGCCGCUUAAAGUUAGAAGAAUCACUGGAAGAUAGGGGCACAGAACCCAUAAUUAAACACGACGCGUCACAGAAAACAUGCGAGAAAAAUCUGCAGCAUUAA
Messenger RNA from Dendronephthya gigantea, 1165 nucleotides. RefSeq lists its product as uncharacterized. NCBI's taxonomy places the organism in Eukaryota, Metazoa, Cnidaria, Anthozoa, Malacalcyonacea, Nephtheidae. The transcript is spliced from 3 exons. Bases 647 to 1165 code for a protein of 172 amino acids. The record is from RefSeq and is a predicted model, not a curated record.